UUUUACGCAAAUGAUUUGGAAAGAUACGGAGAACUUCGGCGUCGGAAAAGCAAGAACACGCGAUGGCAAGAUCAUGGUAGUUGCCUAUUACUCCCCUCCAGGCAACAUCCAAGGCAAGUUCAAAGAAAACGUGAACCCGCUCGACCACAGCGCCAUCUAUCGCGAGAAAAUUCGUCCCGCCUCCUCCUCCGAGGUCAACCUAUUUCGCUUAUUCCGAAGAAGGAAGAGGAAUAGGAGAGAGAAGAGGAGAAGGGGAGGAGAGAGAGGGGGCGAUAAAGAGGAGGAGGAGGAGAACGUGAUAAAAGUGCUGGCGAGGCAACAGCCGCGACUCGCGGGAAAAAACGCGACGAGGGUCAUUGCGGCGCAUCUAUUGGGCCACAGCGCGUCCGUCGUCACAACCUCAGAGGAAAAUGUAGAAGUUGUCAUAACCCUGAAUGCAAAGACGAAGAGGGAGAGAGAGAGGGAGAAGAAGAGAGACGAGAGAGAGAGGGAAAGAGAGAGGGA
Molecule: messenger RNA, 504 nt
Organism: Penaeus monodon (black tiger shrimp)
Lineage: Eukaryota; Metazoa; Arthropoda; Malacostraca; Decapoda; Penaeidae
Product: zinc finger CCCH domain-containing protein 13-like
Source: RefSeq, a predicted model, not a curated record